Plodia interpunctella (Indianmeal moth) is the source of this 1690-nucleotide messenger RNA. Its product is annotated as cysteine-rich venom protein LIO1-like. The record is from RefSeq and is a predicted model, not a curated record. Bases 326 to 1114 code for a protein of 262 amino acids. NCBI's taxonomy places the organism in Eukaryota, Metazoa, Arthropoda, Insecta, Lepidoptera, Pyralidae. The transcript is spliced from 6 exons. Gene Ontology annotation, cellular component: extracellular region.
AUUUACAAACGGAGUCGUAAUUUUAAUAGCCUUAUACGCUAAGUACCCUGGAAAGCUCUGAGUCUUAGAAAAAACGUCUACGGCACUCUGAAAAUAUAUUGUCACUUUUUAAUUCAUGUUAAUAGCUCCUAUUUAUCAAGGAUCAAUUUACCGCAUGUAUGGUGCUGCACGGUCAGUUGCCAAUGAUUAUUGCGAACUCAACACUCGUAUGAUGUGGUCGUGACCAAAACUAAUUCUAAAAAAAUAUAGUUACAUCGACUAAAGAUGACUUCAACCAAAUAGAUUUGUGUUUUAUAGUUUGAGAAAAACUACUUAAUAAAAAGAAAUGCGGCUUCGACGAGAUGUGUGGUUUCAUUGCCUCCUUGUGUUAAACGCCGUUGUGGUGCUGGAUAGUGUAACUUUAGGAGAAAGACAAUUGUUUCCUCAUACCAGAAUACCUAAUGAUGCUUUAAGCACGCGAAGAGCAAUAGUAAGGCGGAAGAUAGUUCUUUAUCACAAUUUUUUCCGUACUAAAGUAAGACCGCAGUCGUCUAAUAUGUUGCUGAUGUCGUGGCAUCCGGAGGCAGCACGCCUAGCUCAAAGAUACGCAGAGAAGUGUAUUUUUCUUCAACACAAUGAUGCAAAAGAAAAUGCAGUCCCUCAUCUGGGUAACUGUGGACAGAAUCUCUUUGUUUCCUUGCAUAAAUCCCCAUGGUUUUUUGCUAUAAAGAGUUGGUUCCUGGAGUACAAAAACUUCACGUAUGGAGUGCCGAUUCGAGACAUUCACUCUGUAGGCCACUACACCCAGAUGGUGUGGUCUACAAGCCACAAAGUAGGCUGCGGUAUAGCACACUGCGCAGGCGGGCCUUGGGGCUCCUUCUAUAACUACGUUUGUCAUUACUGCCCUACUGGAAAUUUCGAUACUAUAACGCAGUAUCCUUACAAAGUGGGCUCGCCCUGUGCAGACUGUCCCGGCCACUGCGUCGGGGGGAAGCUUUGCACUAACUGGUGUCCCGAGAAAGACUUCUUUUCCAACUGCGAUGAUCUAGUGAAAUAUCCCGACACCUGUCGGCAAGGCGUAUGUAACGCCACUUGUAUGUGUACUGGCAAAAUACACAAGAACUAUCCUUGGUAGACUUUACUUUCUGUGUAAAAUGUGUACAUAGUACGGUGUAUUCUGUCAGUUUAUUUUAAGACUUAACAUUACAUUUACCUAUACCUAUUAAUUACAUUAUACAUUUACUUAUUAAAUUACUACCUUCUUUAUACUGGACUAGCUUUUGCCCCCGACUUCACCCGCGUUCAUCACGUACGUCGGCUCAUAACUUAUUUUUAUAAAUAUCUCGGGUUUUGAGCAACGUAUCGCAGAUUGAAACCUAUAUCAGAUUUUACAAGCAUGUCUUUGAAACUCGUAAUGAUUGGUUUAAAAGAUUGCAAAAAGAAAAGGCAGGAAAUAAAUGUAUCCUUAUGGAAUCUUGCCUUGCAUGGGGUCUGGUUUGUCAAUGGGUACAAAACAAAGCUAUUUUAAUGGCGAAGUGGCUGCUUUGCUCGCACUUAAUGUGACAACUUUUUAUCAUAGUAAGUGGUGUAGGAAAUAAUUCGGAGUGAUUCUCAGGACGAAUACCCAUGAUUUAUUGUUGAGAUAAUUUCUUAUAAAUAUUAGUAAAAAAAGUUUAAUAUUCUUAAAAGCAAAAUACACAAGUUUGCUAUA